AUGGAAGACACGUUUCAGGCACCAUUUCGUAUUUGUAUUGAACAAGCCAAGGCAAGCUGCUUGAUGUGUUCCUAUAAUGAAGUUAAUGGGGUGCCUGCAUGUGCUCGAAAAGAUCUGUUACAAAAAGCUCGAGAAGAAUGGGGGUUUCAAGGGUACAUUACUUCAGAUUGUGAUGCGGUGGCCACAGUUUAUGAAUAUCAGAAGUAUGCCAAAACAGCUACUGAUGCUGUAGCUGAUGUUCUUCAAGCAGGGUUGGAUAUUGACUGCGGCUCAUUUAUGCUUCGGAACACUCAAUUUGCGGUUGAUGAAGGGAAGGUGCGGGAAGAGCAGAUAGACAGAGCUCUUCUCAAUCUGUUUUUGGUUCAACUUCGUCUUGGACUGUUUGAUGGAGACCCGAGAGAAGGGUUUUUUGGAAAUUUGGGACCACAGGAUGUGUGCACCCCGGAGCACAGGAUGCUGGCACUUGAGGCAGCAAGGCAAGGAACUGUUCUUCUAAAGAAUGAUAAUAAGUUUCUGCCUUUGAAUAAGAACGCUGUUUUUUCGUUAGCAGUAAUUGGCCCAAUGGCAAACAAAACAAGUGAUCUGGGCGGUGGUUACUCAGGCUAUCCAUGUGACGGAAAGAGCCUUUUUGAGGGACUUCAAUCCUAUGUGAAGGCUGCAUCUUAUGCAGCUGGUUGCCCUGACGUAGCUUGUGAUUCUGAUGCCAUGUUUGAUGAAGCAAUUAGGGCUGCCAAAGAUGCUGAUUUUGUAGUUGUAGUAGCUGGGCUGGAUUUGUCUGCUGAAACUGAAGAUCAUGACCGUGUUAGCCUUCUCUUACCCGGUAAACAGAUGGGUUUGGUGUCUUCUAUUGCUGCUGUAAGUAAAAGACCACUAAUUCUAGUUCUUACUGGUGGAGGGGCCCUUGAUGUAUUGUUUGCUGAACAAGACCCAAGAAUUGCAAGCAUUCUCUGGAUUGGAUACCCUGGUGAAGCUGGUGGAAGAGCACUUGCUGAAAUCAUUUUUGGAGACUUCAAUCCAGGGGGAAGACUUCCAGUGACUUGGUAUCCUGAGUCAUUCACAAAGGUCCCCAUGAAUGACAUGCGAAUGCGAGCUAAUCAUUCUACUGGGUACCCAGGGAGAACUUAUCGGUUUUAUACUGGACCUCGGGUCUACGGUUUUGGACAAGGCUUAAGCUACACUAACUAUACUUACAAACUUCUGUCGGCACCAAAUAAACUAAAUUUGUUAAGAUUCAUUACGGGAACCUCCACUAGGAAUAUGCUACAACAAGGAGGAGAACAACUAAAUUACCUGAAUGUUGAUGAGAUAAAAUCUUGUGAUUCUUUGCGAUUCUCUGUAGGAAUCUCUGUGAUGAAUGCAGGGGAAAUGGAUGGAAGCCAUGUUGUAAUGCUGUUCUCUAAAGUAGCUAAAAAUCUCGAGGGCACCCCUGAGAAACAGCUGAUUGGAUUUGACCGUAUUCAUACUAAAUCUUACAGAUCAACUGAAACAAGCAUUAUGGUUGAUCCUUGUAAACAUCUUAGCAUUGCAAAUGUGUACGGGAAGAGGGUAAUUCCCCUCGGUAACCAUGUUAUCAUGGUGGGCGAUCUGGAGCAUUUUAUUUCCGUGGAAAUUGAUUGAUGCUAUCUUGAAUUCAAAGAGGCAAUUGUAUCAUUGUGUAAUCUGUAUGUAUUAUCAUUAUUUCUUUUCAUAAUAAAAGCAAAACAAAUUGUUUCAGACU
This is a messenger RNA of Carica papaya (papaya), 1717 nucleotides long. The record is from RefSeq and is a predicted model, not a curated record. Lineage: Eukaryota; Viridiplantae; Streptophyta; Magnoliopsida; Brassicales; Caricaceae.